AUGGACGAAACUUUGCUCCCUCUUGACUCUGACGGAUCUUUGCCACUUUCAACUGUAGCAGUUCAAUUUCCAUACGUAAAUGGCUUGAAGUAUAUGUCUCGUGGAUACUUUAGACAGCUUAGGAUGAAUAUGAAUAAAACUGCUUUUUUACCGCCUCUUGAUGGGUGGACUGACAAAUUAUUUCUUGUAAUUCCAAAAGUCGAAGCGCCACCUACGUCAGAAUUGAUUGAAAUUAAAAAAGGUUUAUAUUAAUGUGGGAUUGGGAUUAUGUGGGAUGUGGGAUUUUGUGUGGGAUUUAUUAAUGUGGGAUUUCAAUACCUACAUAAAUCCUUUAAGCAUUUGGUUCAAGAGAAUUUU
Molecule: messenger RNA, 357 nt
Organism: Meloidogyne enterolobii
Lineage: Eukaryota; Metazoa; Nematoda; Chromadorea; Rhabditida; Meloidogynidae
Source: the annotation of a GenBank genome assembly